AUGCUGUUUCAUUUUACGAAUAUUCUCGUCUUUAUGACCGUAACCAAUUUGUUUGUGUACUUAAAGGGGAAUUUGGGGAACAGAAAGGGUCUGGAUGUGCUCGAAAACGUUCCGGAAAAAUUUAAAAAGGCUGUUGAAAGUGUUGAUUUUGUUGAUUUAAAUAAUAAAGAAGGGGAGGAGGAAAAGGAAGAGGAAGAAGGAAAAUUGUUAGAAAAUAAAAAUUGGGAGAAAAUAAAUAUAACAACAACUUUGAGUAGUGCUUUAAUUAGAGAGGAGGAAUUGAUAAAUGGAAAUAUUAAAAUAUUAAAUAAUGAUCAAGAGGAGGAGGGAGGAGGGAAAAUAUUAAAAUUAGAAAAUGUCCUUUAUGAAACUUCUGAUAUUAAAAAAGCAAUGGGAGCUAAAACUGUUCACCUUUCAGAACAAUUUGUUGAUGAUUCUUUUACUAAAUCUACUCAAGAAUUGACGACAUUAAUUCCGACAACAACACAAAAGACAGCAACAACACAGAAAACACUUCCAAACACAAUUCCAACAAUUCCCCUAACAACAACCCCAAAAUUAACAACAAAAUCUUUUUUAAAUCCCAGCACCGUUAAAAGUAAUUAUGACAGUCAAAAUAGAGUCCACGUAAUUCAUGUAAGUGGACGUGAUCGGUAUGAUAAUUUGCCUGUUGAACAAUUGUUGGGAAGUCCGGCAUUGAGACGAAUAAUGGAAGAAGAAAGGGAAAAAUUAAAAAAUAAAGUUGAAGAUAAUUCGGCAGAGGAAGAAGACGAGGAGGAGGGGGAGGGAGAGGAGGGGGAUAAUUUGGAUGAAGAUGAAGAAUUGGAGGAAGAUUGGGAAUUUGAAAAGAAUAAUGGAGAAGAGGAAGAGGAGGAUUUAUUUAAAAGAACAAUAAAUAAUAAAACAAAAAUUACAGAACGAAGAAGCUCUAAUUUGAGGUUCUGUAAGGAUGAUUCACCUAGCAGCAUUUAA
Molecule: messenger RNA, 972 nt
Organism: Meloidogyne enterolobii
Lineage: Eukaryota; Metazoa; Nematoda; Chromadorea; Rhabditida; Meloidogynidae
Source: the annotation of a GenBank genome assembly